AUGUUAAAUAGAAUGGAAGACAAAUACCAAAGAACAGAACCAAACAGUGGAGACAAAGAAGUAAAACAAGAACUCAAACCUGCCAUUCAAUGGAAGAAACAGAACGGUGGCUUCAGAGCUUCCAUGUUCAUCUUUGUUUUGUCAGCAUUGGAUAACAUGGGUUUUGUUGCAAACAUGGUGAGCUUAGUUCUGUACUUUUAUGGAGUGAUGCAUUUUGAUCUUUCAAGCUCUGCAAACACUCUCACAAAUUUCAUGGGCUCAACUUUCUUGCUCUCCCUUGUUGGUGGUUUCAUCUCAGAUACUUAUUUCAACAGAUUAACCACAUGUUUGCUUUUUGGAUCACUUGAAGUUAUUGCUUUGGUGAUGAUUACAGUUCAAGCUGCAUUGAAAAACUUACACCCAGAAGCAUGUGGUGAAUCAAGCUGUGUGAAAGGGGGUGUGGCUGUGAUGUUUUACACAUCAUUGUGUUUAUAUGCUUUGGGUAUGGGUGGAGUAAGAGGCUCAAUGACAGCAUUUGGUGCUGAUCAGUUUGAUGAAAAGGAACCUAAUGAAGCUAAAUCACUUGCAACUUUUUUCAAUUGGCUUUUACUUAGUUCAACUUUGGGUUCAGUUGUUGGUGUUACUGGUGUGGUUUGGGUUAGCACACAAAAAGCUUGGCAUUGGGGAUUUUUCAUCAUAACACUUUCUUCUUCCAUUGGUUUUGUUACACUUGCUCUUGGUAAACCGUUUUACCGUAUCAAAGUUCCUGGCGAAAGUCCAAUUUUGAGGAUUAUUCAGGUUAUUGUUGUGGCUUUUAAGAACAGAAAGCUACCAAUGCCAGAGACUAAUCAACAACUUUAUGAAGUGUAUAAGGAUGUUACUUUAGAGAAGAUUUCACACACAAACCAAAUGAGGUUUCUAGAUAAAGCCGCAAUUCUUCAAGAAACUUGUGAACCUCAACAACCAUGGAACGUUUGCACAGUGACACAAGUUGAAGAAGUAAAAAUCCUAACAAGAAUGUUACCAAUAUUAGCCAGUACAAUUGUAAUGAACACAUGUUUAGCUCAGCUUCAAACAUUCUCAGUUCAACAAGGCAACAUAAUGAACCUUAAACUUGGUUCCUUCACAGUACCUGCGGCAUCCAUUCCUGUUAUCCCACUUCUUUUCCUAUGCACAUUGAUUCCAAUUUACGAACUUUUCUUUGUACCGUUUGCGAGAAAAAUCACAAACCACCCUUCAGGUAUUACACAGCUUCAGAGAGUUGGUGUUGGACUGGUACUCUCUUCAAUCUCAAUGACGAUAGCCGGAAUCAUUGAAGUUAAAAGAAGAGACCAAGGAAGAAAAGACCCUUCAAAACCAAUAAGCCUAUUUUGGUUAUCUUUUCAGUAUGCUAUAUUCGGUAUCGCAGACAUGUUUACACUGGUUGGACUAUUGGAAUUCUUCUACAGAGAAGCACCUUCAACCAUGAAAUCACUUUCAACUUCAUUCACAUUCUUGUCAAUGUCGCUGGGUUACUUCUUGAGUACUAUUUUCGUUAACGUUAUUAAUUCUGUCACGAAAAGGGUGACCCCGAGUAAACAAGGUUGGUUACAUGGUUUUGAUUUCAAUCAAAACAAUCUUAACUUGUUCUAUUGGUUCUUAGCAAUAUUAAGCUGUCUUAAUUUCUUUAACUUCCUGUAUUGGGCCACUUGGUACAAGUACAAAACUGAAGAUAUAAUGAACUCAGAGAUGAACUCAAAGGAGUUAGGUGAAACACCUUUGUUAAUGGAUGGUGGUGGUAAGGCAAAAGAAAGUAGCCAAACGAGUGAAGCCAAUACUGAGGGACCCUCUUCUUCUGAUGAAACAGAUGAUGGAAAAGAGAAAGAAAGAAACACUAGAGAAUGGAAACAUAGAUAA
Vicia faba (fava bean) is the source of this 1875-nucleotide messenger RNA. NCBI's taxonomy places the organism in Eukaryota, Viridiplantae, Streptophyta, Magnoliopsida, Fabales, Fabaceae. The record is from the annotation of a GenBank genome assembly.